Molecule: messenger RNA, 1752 nt
Organism: Lottia gigantea (owl limpet)
Lineage: Eukaryota; Metazoa; Mollusca; Gastropoda; Lottiidae
Exons: 12
Coding region: 1-1752 (583 amino acids)
Cellular component (GO): cytoplasm
Molecular function (GO): metal ion binding; glycerophospholipase activity
Source: RefSeq, a predicted model, not a curated record
AUGAUUCAUCCUGAGUCAGAUGAUGAGGAUAAUCAAUCAUUUACCAGCAGUGGCACCAAAUCACCACCCCCACCUUCUCCAGGACACAAAAAAUUCCUGUUUCCUAAAAAGGAAUAUGUAGAUCAUCUACGACCAGAGGAGAUAAAUUGGUUCUUCAAACAAGAAGGUGACAAAAAGUGGACUCCUUUUAUUGGAUACGAUUCCCUGCGAAUUGAAUGUCGUUACCGUGCCCUGGCGUUUGGUCCUCAAGCUGUUGGAGAAGAUAUUGACGUUAAAGAGAGAAUAUUAGUUAGAGGUGGUCUGUAUGAAGUUGAUGUUGAUAGUAAACAGUGUUUUCCUAUUUACUGGUCUGGUGAUGUAUCUACUAUAUUAAGAGGUACCUGGUUUCAUGAUAGUACGUGGCAGCCAUUGGAAGAGGAUUAUGCCAAUCAGCUUGAAACUGAACAUUUAGCUAAUUUCAUUGGUCAGAGAUUAGAGGAUGCCCCUCCAAUUAUUGUUAAAGGUCCAAGACCUGUGAUACAUAAUAUUAGGUUCCAUGAAUUUCACAUUGAUUGGAAUUCUGCCAGUGAAAUCUACCUCUUUAGUGAAUCUGCUUCCUCCAAAUUCAUGAGAAAAGUCAGUCAUUCGUUAGGAUGGCAGAAAUGUGACCUGGUUUUUAUUUUUUCAGCUGGUAACAGAUUACAUCGUGGAUAUUGUUAUGAAGCUGUAAUGGAUGAUAAACCACCAGAUAUAACCCAUCUAGUAUUUGUUAUACAUGGUAUUGGUCAGAAGAUGGAGACUGGUAGUAUUGUCAGAUGUUGUAAGGCAGUAAAUCAUCUAAAAUGUAAAUUAUUUCCAAAAUUUGACUCUUCAAAUCAGAGAGCUGAAUUUUUACCUGUUGAAUGGAGAUCUUCUCUAAAAUUAGAUGGAGACACUGUUGAUAAUAUAACACCUAAUAAAAUGAAAGGAGUAAGAAAUAUAUUAAACUCUAGCGCCAUGGAUAUAUUAUAUUAUACUAGUCCAGCCUAUAGAACAGAGAUCACCAAUAGCCUUGAACAUGAAUUAAACCGUCUAUAUAGUCUAUUUUGUCAGAGACAUCCUUAUUUUGAAGCUAAUAAUGGCAAAGUAUCUAUACUUGCACAUUCAUUAGGUAGUGUAAUAACUUAUGAUAUUAUAACAGGUUGGAAACCAAUGAAGAUGUAUGAUCAGCUAGUUAAUUCUGUUAUUAAUGAUGAAAGAGAACAAGCUAGUGGAUCAAAAGAACUGUUAGGUGAACUUGAUAAAGCUAGAAAACGGGUAAAUGAAUUGGAAGAGUUACUUACAUCUGUACAGGAAAGACAAAAUUCAACAUUUAAACUUAACUUUAAUAUAGAGAAUCUGUUUUGUAUUGGUUCACCAUUAGCUGUAUUUUUAGCCCUACGUGGUUUGAGACCUCAGGGUACUGGAACAUUAGAACAUAUUUUACCUACUGAUUCCUGUAAACGUUUAUUUAAUAUUUACCAUCCAUCUGAUCCUGUGGCUUACAGACUGGAACCUUUAGUGUUAAAACACUAUGCUACCAUAAUGCCUUUACCAAUACAUCACUAUGAUUCCCGCCAUAAAACACCUUAUGUCAAGAUGCAGAGAAAAGCCUAUGCUGCUUUAAAAACCACAUCUGAAGAACAGAUAAAUGUGAAAAUAAAUAAAGUAGGAGAUAAUGGAGAUAAAGAUGAUUCUGAUUCAGCUUCAGAAAUAAAUCUCAAUCCUUCUAAAAAAUUCUCAUUCUGUAAGUAA